AUGCCCCGUUCUCCUGGCAACAUUCAUACUGGCUUGCGGAAGCCCAUUAUUGGGGCUUGGCUAGCCAUCUUGUCAACCUUGCUUGUGGAGAAAGGAAGAUAUCAUGAGAAGCACUUCAGAUCAGGAAUCAUAAGCACUAAGCCCUCAGCCAAUGCAUGUAUCACAGGUUCCCUCUUUGCUGUGCAGUCUUCUGUCAUCACCCUAACAAGCUCCCGCAAGUGCCUGAGGCCCGGAAGCGAAAGCCGCUCCGCCUCUUCCGAGCGGGGUCACGGCCCAGCUGUGGGGAGCAAGGUUUCCGAGAGUGCGGGGCGUUUCGUGGGUCAGGGCGGCCCCCGGCCCGGCGCCAUGUCCCGGAACCUGCGCACCGCGCUCAUUUUCGGUGGCUUCAUCUCCCUGAUCGGCGCCGCCUUCUACCCUAUCUACUUCCGACCCCUGAUGAGGUUGGAGGAGUACCAGAAGGAACAAGCCAUAAAUCGGGCUGGUAUUGUUCAAGAGGAUGUGCAACCACCAGGGUUAAAAGUGUGGUCUGAUCCAUUUGGCAGGAAAUGAGAAGGCUGUCAUCAAUUCCGAUUAUGAAAGUAGAUAUCUUCAGGCUGUAGAUUCUGCAUCGAGUGCAAUAAAUCACCUCACUAUAGAACAAUGACUGGAGAAGAAAACUCUGUAAUGCCAUGAAGUAAGAAUCCUUGUAAUAAAAGACUCUGCACAAGGAUUAAUAUUUCCCUUCUUAAGUAUCAAAAGAACCCUGGAACAAAUUAUGCCAUUUUGGAAGAUUUUCAUGAUUCAUUUGGCUUGCCAAAAAUGAAGGUAUCUCACCCAGCUGUGUUUGGAGGAGAUCUGCUUAUUACUAAGUCUUUACCACUCACCCAGCUGAGCUGUGAUAGGAAUACAAGUGACCGAUGGGCUUGAGUAGAUCCAGAUCUACUUUGCCAUCUUCCAAAUGAGAGAUUUCAGUGAAAAACCACCAUGCUGAGCUGCCUCAUAGGACUCUUUGAAAAUGUUCAAGUUGAUAAAGCUCUUUGAAGACAAGGUACUUUGUGCAGCUUAACCAUCUCUUGUUGAAGAUUGCUUCAUGUUGGAAAAUAAAUAAAUGUGAAGCAAGUUAAACUAGAUAGGUACACAUGCCUAGUGGAAAUCAAUGGUGAAUUAACAGAAGUGAAAAUAUGUAUAUUAAAUUGACUUAUUUUUACUUCGCAAUGGUGUGUUUUUUUGAAAAUCUUUUUUUGUAAACUAAUUAAAUUAUAAGACCAAGAAGUAC
Molecule: messenger RNA, 1255 nt
Organism: Galeopterus variegatus (Sunda flying lemur)
Lineage: Eukaryota; Metazoa; Chordata; Mammalia; Dermoptera; Cynocephalidae
Product: small integral membrane protein 20-like
Exons: 5
Coding region: 1-549 (182 amino acids)
Biological process (GO): mitochondrial respiratory chain complex IV assembly
Cellular component (GO): mitochondrial inner membrane
Source: RefSeq, a predicted model, not a curated record